AUGAGGACAUUACAGACAUGGUUUUCGAAAGGAUUGAUCCCGUCACGCUGGCGGGCGACCUUCAAAAUCCCCAUUUUACCACCGUCAAGGUUCUACUCCACAAGUCCGCCAUCUGCCCGGCUGAAUUGCCCCAUUGAGUACUCCACCAGCCCGGUACUGAACCAUACCUCGCAAUCCGCUCUCCAGAAUACCGAACUUCCACCAGAUGUUCGAAACGGCACUACGAAACGAAUGAACUUGUUUCAAUCGAUCAAUGAUGCCUUAAGCCUUGCACUCGCUGCCGACGAGUCCGUCAUAUUGUUUGGUGAAGAUGUUGCGUUUGGAGGAGUGUUUCGGUGCAGUAUGGGCCUGGCAGAGAACUUUGGGUCACAGAGGGUCUUCAAUACACCGUUGAGCGAACAAGGGAUUGUUGGUUUUGGAAUCGGAGCUGCUGCUGAGGGAAUGAAGGCAAUUGCGGAGAUUCAAUUUGCUGAUUACGUGUACCCCGCGUUUGAUCAGUUAGUCAAUGAAGCUGCGAAGUUUCGGUACAGAGACGGAAAAGAAGGAAGACAUGUAGGAGGCCUUACAGUCAGAAUGCCAUGCGGUGGCGUGGGACAUGGAGCAUUGUACCAUUCGCAGUCGCCAGAAAGUCUAUUUACACAUGUUCCUGGUCUUCGGGUGAUCAUGCCUAGGUCUCCGAUCCAGGCGAAAGGAUUACUUCUCUCAGCUAUAGCCAGCAAUGAUCCAUGCGUAUUCAUGGAACCAAAAGCUUUAUAUCGAGCUGCAGUCGAGCAGGUCCCGACUGGAACUUACUACCUUCCUCUAUCCAAAGCAGAGAUUAUGAAGGAAGGUUCGGACUUGACCAUUGUGUCAUACGGACAUCCUCUGUAUACUUGUAGUGCUGCAAUUGAGAAAGCAGAGAAAGAUCUUGGUAUCAGCAUUGAGUUGAUAGACUUACGGACGGUAUAUCCCUGGGACAAAGAGACUGUACUGAAGAGUGUGAGGAAGACCGGGAGGUGUGUGGUUGUCCAUGAAAGUAUGGUCAAUGCUGGCAUUGGAGCGGAAGUCGCUGCCAGCAUACAAGAGGAUAAGGAGACAUUCCUCAGACUUGAAGCGCCUGUCAUGAGAGUUGCUGGGUGGAGUACGCAUAUGGCCUUGAUGUUUGAACGAUUCAACAUUCCUGAUAUUGCCAGGGUAUACGACAACAUCAAGAAAGCCGUGGAGUAUUAG
Molecule: messenger RNA, 1209 nt
Organism: Cadophora gregata
Lineage: Eukaryota; Fungi; Ascomycota; Leotiomycetes; Helotiales; Ploettnerulaceae
Exons: 3
Coding region: 1-1209 (402 amino acids)
Biological process (GO): response to nutrient; branched-chain amino acid catabolic process
Molecular function (GO): catalytic activity
Source: RefSeq, a predicted model, not a curated record